Molecule: messenger RNA, 2964 nt
Organism: Colletotrichum orchidophilum
Lineage: Eukaryota; Fungi; Ascomycota; Sordariomycetes; Glomerellales; Glomerellaceae
Exons: 5
Coding region: 1-2964 (987 amino acids)
Biological process (GO): purine nucleobase catabolic process
Cellular component (GO): cytoplasm
Molecular function (GO): allantoinase activity
Source: RefSeq, a predicted model, not a curated record
AUGGCACAACCAGAUAGCCCCUCCAAGUAUGCGGAGCUCUACCGGGACGCCUUUCAGGUCCCGCCCCCGUACGAAGCCGCCGCUUAUCCCCGCAUCCGGCCCCGCCGCACUCUCCUCCGAAGCCUCGUGUCGCCUCGAGUGCUCGUCUGCGUCUUCAUCGCAGGCCUCCUCGCCUGGCACACUUUCCUCAUUGAACGUAGCCAUGCUACUCGACAUGCGUCUCCGUCGGCUCAUCUGGCCCGCUUCGACGAGUCCCUCAAGCACUGCGCUGCUCUCAAGACGUUUCCCAAAAGCCCCCAGCCGGAAACUCGCAAGGCCAACUCGAGAUGGAACGCUGCCCGCGGGCAAGACAAGCCGGUGGUCCUGCGCAACAUGACCUUCUUUGAUGGCGAGUCGAUCGCGUCCGAGCCGAUGGACAUCAAGUUCGAGCAGGGCUUGUUCACCGAGCUCGCAACAACAGCCUCCAAGACCAUCAGCUCCGACGGCGCCACGGAACACGACUUGCACGGUCGCUUUGUGACCCCGGGCCUGGUCGACAUGCACUCGCACCAUUCCGCCAGCCUGUGGCCGGCUCUGUCAAUCACCGAGGACGACAACGAAAUGAGCAAGACCUACGGCCCGCUCACCCCGAUGCUGCGUAUCCUCGACUCGAUGAAGGCGUACGAUGACGCAACUCGCAUCAUCAUGUCUGGUGGCAUCACCACGUCGCUCAUCUUGCCGGGUUCCGCCAACAUCAUGGGUGGCGAGGGUACCGUCAUCAAGAACGUUCUCAAGUCGGGGACGCUGGGCGAGUACGUCGUCGAGGAGCUGCUGCUCGAGCGUGAUAUCCCCAUCGAGGAGCGCCAUCGAUACAUGAAGCUGGCCUGCGGCGAGAACCCGAAACGCAUCUACGGCCACACUCGCAUGGCCAACGCCUUUCUUCUCCGCGAGCAAUUUGCCAAGGCCAAGGAGCAUAUGCAGAAACAGGACGAAUACUGCGAAAGCGUCGCCACCGUGUCGACCCUAUCCGAUCAAGUAAAGGACCGCUUCGUCCGGGAGUCUGGCAGCUUUCCUGCGGACCUCAAGCUCGAGUCCACCGUCGGCAUGCUCCGUGGCCGGGUCUCCAUGCAGAACCACUGCUACCUCCCAGAGGACUUUGAGACCAUGCUCCGGGUCACGGGCGAGUACGGCGUCCGCGUUCGGGCCUUCCACCACGCCCUCGAGGCCUGGCAGGUUCCCGAGAUGCUCAAGGCUUACGGCGAAAACGUCACCGUUGCCACAUUUGCCGAGUUCAGCCUGUACAAGUUCGAGGCCUACGCGCCGAGCCUCUCCGCGGGCAAGAUCCUGAACGAGCAUGGAAUCCCCGUGGCCUACAAGUCGGACCACACCGCACCCGAGACGAACGCAAAGUACAUCAUGUUCCAAGCGGGCGUCGGCCACGCGUUCCACCUCCCGGAAGACAAGGCCCUGCAGUCCGUCACCUCCAUCCCCGCGAAGGCCAUCGACCUGGGCUACCGCGUCGGCUACGCUCGCCCGGGCUACGAUGCAGAUCUGGUCGUCUGGGACGCCCAUCCGCUGUCCAUCGGAGCGACCCCUCUGCAGGUCUACAUUGACGGCAACCCCCAGCUGCAGCACCACAUUGUCCAGGAAAGCAUGGGCAAGACCUUUAACGAGGCCUCGGCCGAGGAGGCCCUCCCCGUGAAGCCGAAUAUGCGAACGGAGCUGCAGUCGGAGAAGCGGGAGGCUUUCUGCAGCAAGACCAACAAGGCAAAGGCCAAUUUCGUCAUCAACGGCAUCACGAGCACAUUCCUCGAAAACCACCCCCAGGUGCCCACCGUCUUCCGCGACGUCAGCGGCGAGAACUUUACUCUCGUAAUCAACAGCGGCACCGUCGCCUGCCUCAGCACGCCAGAGAACUGCUCGUCGGCCGUUGCCAAGGUGUCUUCCCAGUCCGACGUCACCACCCUCGACCUCUCCAACGGCCACGUCCUGCCGGGCUUGACGGCCCUCACAGCCUCCCUUGGCGUGGUCGAGAUCGCGACGGAAGACUCCACCGGAGACGGUUACGCCGACCCGAAGAAGAACGGAAACGACCCGGAGAACCUGGACUACGCAAAGUACGGCGUCCAGCUGGAGGGCAAGGCCUUUGCCCGCGCGCGCCUCGGCGGCAUCACCCGCGCCGUCACGCCGCCCCUCAGCUCCCCGGGCGGCGGCUUUGUCAACGGCGUCAGCGUCGGCAUCCUCACGCGCACCAAUCGCACGCUCCUCGACGGCGGCGUCUUCCGGCCCGAGGUGGCGCUUCACGUCACCAUUGACGACAAGGCGAAGGGGAGCGUGGGAACCAUCAGCACCGCCGUGAAGAAGCUGCGCAAGAUCCUCGCCGACGGCAAGGGGAAGCACAACGAGACGACGUUUGGCGAGGUGGCUUCGGGCAAGCUACCGUUGAUCGUCAACGCCAACAACCAUUGGGACAUUCAACAAAUCAUCAACAUCAAGACAGACUUCCCGGACGUCAAUAUCGUCAUCCAAGGCGGUGCCGAGGCGCCCUUGGUCGCGCUGGAACUCGCAAAGUCCCAGAUCCCUCUCAUCCUCACCGAGACCCGUCCGGCGCCCUCCUCCUACCGACACCGCGACGCCGUUGUCGGCCCGCCCCUGACCCCGAGCGUCGCCCGCAUCCUCGCAGAGGCCGGCGUCUACUUUGCCGUCGCCAUCGUCACGGACAUCAUGCCUGCAGACUACCGCCUCCACGACCUCGCCCUCGAGGCCGCGUGGGCCGCAAAGUACGCCAACCUCGGCGACAAGGAAGCCGUCCGCCUCGUGUCCGGCAACGUCGAGGACAUUCUCGGCCUGCCCAAGAGCAGCGACAUUGUGGUGUGGGAGGGCAGCCCGCUCGAGUUUGGCGGCACCGUGGCCCUCAGCUUCGAGACGGACCAGGACGGCGACCUCGAGGUUGCCGCUUGCUGGCCGCAGGAGGAGGACAGGUAG